Ilex paraguariensis (yerba mate) is the source of this 651-nucleotide messenger RNA. Lineage: Eukaryota; Viridiplantae; Streptophyta; Magnoliopsida; Aquifoliales; Aquifoliaceae. The record is from the annotation of a GenBank genome assembly.
AUGCUUGAGGCUGCACUCUUUGGCGGAAUCCCUGAAGGGAGUGGAUAUCCUUUUCCCUAUGCACCGCAUCAGGUCAUGCAGAAUGGCUUCGAUAGAACUGUGGGUCCUAAUUCUUGGUGGACACCGCGUCCUCCAUCACCUUCUCUUGCUGCCCAGCGCUUGAUACGGGAACAACAGGAUGAUGAAUAUCUUGCUUCACUGCAAGCUGAUAGGGAAAAAGAAUUGAAGGCCAGGGAGGAAGCCGAAGCUCGUCGUUUAGACGAACAAGCAGCUAGAGAAGCUGCUCUUCAAGAAGACAUGAGAAAGGAGGAUGAAUCACGUAGAAGAUUGGAGGAGGAACAGGAGGUUGAGAGACUGCUAGCUGCCAAAGAAGCAUCUCUUCCUCAUGAACCAACAUCAGCUGAUGAAAAUGCUAUUACCCUUCUUGUGCGGAUGCCUGAUGGCAGCCGCCGAGGUCGCCGAUUUAUCAAAUCUGACAAGCUACAGUAUCUUUUUGAUUUUAUUGAUAUUGGUAGAGGGGUCAAGCCUGGAACUUACAGAUUGGUGAGGCCAUAUCCUCGACGUUCUUUUAGUGGGGGGGAGAGUGCCUUAACAUUGAACGAACUAGGCCUAACAAGCAAACAAGAAGCCCUGUUUCUGGAGUUGAUUUAA